CAGAAUGUGGCUUAAAGCGACACAGUUAUCCUAGACGUAAUCUACGCCGCGUGCAACACAACCGAGCGUUAGUCAAAGUGUAGAAAGUAAAAAGUGUGUAUAAAAAUUGUGGAAAAAAUAAGUGAAGCUACAUUUUUAAUUUGUGCGAGUGCCACUAAUUCGAUUACAAAGUAACUGACACGAUUUUGUGGCACAACAACAAUAACGGUUGCAACUUUUAAAUUGCCAUUAAAAAGUGAAUCUCUGGAGAAAAAAUUCCAACAGCUUGAAAUAGCGCAAAAAUAAGCAAGCAACAACAACAAGCGUAGUCAGCAAUUGAAUUGUAGCGAAAAUUCGGCGCCAUUUGGGGAAGCCAACGACGACAGUCCACCAGCAGCAACAAUAAUAGAGCCACAUAACCACCGAACCAGCGGCGACACGCACCAGCAACAACAACCAAACAAGACAUAAACACACACACACUCUCCUAACACAGAGGGAAUCUCUAUAAAAGUGAAAUUUUACCACACGACGCCCAAUAAAACAACCGGAAACACAAUGGUAACAGCACAACUGGCAAUUCGACGCAACAACGCCAACAACAACAACAGCAAGCAGCACAAAAUCAACAAGAAACAGAGUGGAACUCUGUGUAGCAGCAGCAGCAACAGCAAUGGCGGCAGCGCCAGCGCCCAAGUGAAGUGUCGCCGCGGUGGCGUCGGUGUGGCCUCAGCGCCAACGCUCAGUCUCGGCCUGUGGCUGCUGCCCGUGCUGCUAGUGUUGUUGGCGUGGCAGCAGCAGCCAUGCGAGGGCCGUUAUCUGCCGACAAGGUCACAUGGCGACGAUUUGGAUAAAUUGCGCGAAUUAAUGUUGCAGAUUUUGGAAUCCAGCAACGAAGAACAGCGACCACCCAACGAGGCUAAUGGCAAUACAUUGGCACAACGUGCCUCCUGGUUAAACAAGUUGAAUGCCAUGGAUGGUGUGGAUACACAACGAAAAUAUGGCACACGUGGCAUCUACGACAAUGGACGUUACUAUUAAGUUACCAGUCGCGAUGGAAAAAAGUAGAAAAACAUGAGCAAAGAAGUUAAGUGAAGGCGUUGACGACCAAAAAAUAUAAUGAAAUUAAACCAAAAUCACAUUGAAGACAAAAAAGAUUAAGCACGAGGAUGGUAAUGUGCCAAAAUGUACAGAGAAUAUAGAAAGUGAGAUAAAAGGGUUAGUUAUAUAUAGAGAUACAUUUUUGAUUUUGGAAUUGCCAAUUUUUUAUUUAGUGCACGUUAUUUAAAUAUAAUGGGUUAAAUAAUAUGAUAGAGAAAUAAUUUAAAAAUUUUUCCAUGUUAUUACAAGCUCCUUAGCAGAAGAGAGAUUACACUUCCGCUUUAUUGAGUUAUAUACGACUGGAAAGCUUUCACUCUAAUAAUUUCAAUGUUAUUGGAAGGUUUUUAGCAAGAAAUAUAUAGGGAUAAACGCUUUAGAUUUAUCUGUUAUUGAGUUAUUUUUCUGUUCGAAAGCUUUCAUUGUCGGCUCAUGUAGAGCCAAAGUAUUCAUAAGCAAAAAAGCUUUCGUUAUAUUAGGCCUGAAAAGCUUUCACUUGGGCUUUACUUGAGUCGAAAGCUUUCAUGAAAGUUGUUAUAGUUUGUAAAUACUUUUAAUGUUUCAACGAAUCUAUUUGUAUAUACUCACAAAUGAGCAGUAUUCGCUGAAAGCUUUGAGAGUAGGCAUUAUUGUGGUUUCAAAAGCUUUCAAUCAAUUUUAUCAAAAUAUAGUUAAUUAAAUUUCCCAGACGUUUAAAAAUAGCCUAUUGAAAAGUUUUAUAUUCAGAAAAUUGAGCUUUAGGCUUAAAUGCAAGUGAAAGCUUUCCAUAAGCUUAAGUAAUAAACAUUUUAGAAACAGGAAAUAACUUUCAUUUUAUCUGUGCACUUUAGAAUUUCUACUUAGUGAAUGGAAAAAUUUUGUGUCUUUGGAGCUUUCAAGUUCUUUGAAAAUAUUUGCAAAAUUAAAAAAUAUUUGGUAUGAAAAUUUAUUAAACCUUUGAAAUAAGAAAGCUUUCAAAUUUUGCAUUCUAAUUCAAAAGCUUUUUUGAAGCUUUUUAAAGCUUUUAGUUGUAUCAAUUGAACUUUUUAUAUAAAAUUUAUUGUUUUAGGGGUUUCCCUCUUCUAUAUAUUUAAAAGGUGAUUCCAUAGUCAGAAUGAAAGCUUUUGAAGUCGAAGGCUUUCAUGCUACGUUACUAGUUCUCUCUCUGUUAAGGAGCUUUUGGGUUCGUGUAUGUUCUUUGACUAAUACCUCGUGUAAAUUAACUUAUUUCAGUGUUUAUUUAAAUAUAAAAGCUUAGAGCUUAGUGAAAAAGGCAAGCUUACGCAUGCGAAUAGAAUUUUCGAGAAAGCUCAUUGAUUUUUUAAAUCCUUGCAAAUUUAUAAAAACAAAAUACUGUUAAUUUCUCCCAACAAAAUAACAACAAUUCGUAGUAUAUACAUAUUCAUUGAUCUAUAUACUCGUAUGUAUGUGCUAAACCAAUUUGAGUAAAGAAAAACUUUUAAUGUUCCUAUAUAUGUAUGUAACAGCAACAAUAAUUACCCAUAUGUAUGGAUAUUAUAUUUAGCUUUUAGUAGAAAAAUGUUUGCCAUAAAAAUGUUAUUUUUAGCAAUUUAAUCAUUCAUAAAUGGAUAUUGUGUAAUUGUAUUUAAGUGAGCGGCGGACAACAAAAACAACUGUUAUGUAUUAUAUGUAUAUGUAAUAUGUACUAAACAUCUACUCCUAUCUAUUAUAACUGUAAUUGUAAAUGUUGACAUGAAAACAAUAAUUUUUCGUAGUUUUUAGGCCAAAGCAAAUACAAAAGUGAAAAAUACCGAAAAAACUUUAACAAACUAAAUGAGUUAACAGAAAAUAUUUUAAAUUAAAUUAUAUAUAUAUACUUAUAUAUAUUUAUAGUCAAGGCGAUAGCAAAAUAAUACGUUCUAUACCAAAUGAAAACAUUUUAAGUGAAAUUUUAAAUAAAUACUCACAUAUAUACUCGUGCAUAUGUAUGUUGUAUCAAUCAAACCUGGGCAGCUUUAUGUUUGAACAAUAAAUAAUAA
This is a messenger RNA of Bactrocera dorsalis (oriental fruit fly), 3056 nucleotides long. RefSeq lists its product as uncharacterized. NCBI's taxonomy places the organism in Eukaryota, Metazoa, Arthropoda, Insecta, Diptera, Tephritidae. The coding region runs from base 538 to 1020 and encodes 160 amino acids. The record is from RefSeq and is a predicted model, not a curated record. The transcript has 3 exons.